This is a messenger RNA of Cylicostephanus goldi, 251 nucleotides long. The record is from the annotation of a GenBank genome assembly. Lineage: Eukaryota; Metazoa; Nematoda; Chromadorea; Rhabditida; Strongylidae.
AUGUCAUUCAAAGGCUGCAAUCCUGAAGUAGAGAAGUUAAUGGUCUAUUAUGAACGUAAAAUGAUGGGACAUGACUCAGAUUCGGAUUCUGAUGAUGGCAAAGAUGUAGGGGACGUAGAGAUGGCAACAACGCUACGCGGUGCUGCAGCUACGAUGUCACGCAAGUUUAGCAAAGGCGAGAAAGCUGUGGUGAGUUCCUCGAUGUCAAAUGUCUGGUCAAAGAGGACGAUAGACCAGUUUUUUGCUUAAAG